AUAUUUACAGUACUUGCUCCAAGAAAACCUUUACCACAUCUACUAUCCUUUAUUUGCCCUUGUUUUAAAAUCACCUGUUCCUUAUGGUAUGGUCAUCCUCAUAAGUACAAUUGUACAUUUAAGAAUGGGAAGCUGGGAUACUGCAUUUGGACAUAUAGAGAAUAGAGACUGCAAAUUUUCUGAUAGGUUGCUUUGGUACCUGGAGAUGCAUUUGGGGAUGCUAGCUGCAUUCGCAUUUUCAUAUGCAGCAUCCCUCCCCUGCUUGCAAGCUGCUGUUGGGAGAAUUAAUAAAGCACUUCUUCCCCUCGGGCCUCCUAAUAUUCCUGUUUGGUGCUAACGUCUAAUGCAAAAUGCUGAGUGUAUAGUUGAGGACAAUCAAUAUAUGUUUGAGGUAGAUUUGGUUUGAAAAAAAGAAAUGAGGUAAAAUUGA
Rubroshorea leprosula is the source of this 430-nucleotide messenger RNA. Lineage: Eukaryota; Viridiplantae; Streptophyta; Magnoliopsida; Malvales; Dipterocarpaceae. The record is from the annotation of a GenBank genome assembly.